This is a messenger RNA of Vicia villosa (hairy vetch), 1023 nucleotides long. RefSeq lists its product as uncharacterized. The transcript is spliced from 2 exons. The record is from RefSeq and is a predicted model, not a curated record. The coding region runs from base 1 to 1023 and encodes 340 amino acids. NCBI's taxonomy places the organism in Eukaryota, Viridiplantae, Streptophyta, Magnoliopsida, Fabales, Fabaceae.
AUGGCAAAGAAUAAAGGUCAAAGUGUAGAACAUAGACAAGUUAGUAAGGAAAUUUUAAGGUGGACAGAUGAUAUGGAUCAAAUAUUGUUGAAUGCUUUGAUGGAAGAAGCAAAUAAAGGGAAUAGGCAUGAUGGUGCAUGGACAACAGAAGCAUACUCUAAUGUCGUAGAUGCUUUACGGUCUCUCGUUGCUCCAACCAUGACAAAGCAACAUAUAAAAAAUAGAAUGAAAACUUUGAAAGAUCAUUUUGCUGAAUCAUAUGAUCUAUUUGGUAGCCUAAGUGGAUUUGCAUGGAAUCCGAUAUCAAGGAGGUUCGAGGCCGAGGAUGAAGUUUGGCAAGAUCUUAUACGAGAAAAACCACAUGCUGCAAAGUGGAAAACCAUGCAAAUUAGGCAUUAUGAUGUUUUGAAGGAGCUUUUUGGCCUCGAUCGAGCAGUGGGGAAAAAAUCAUCUACUAAUAGAAUGAGACACAAUCAACUGGAAAAGGAGAGGGAAAAGGAAAGAGAAAAAGAAAAGGAUAAUGUUGAUUUGAAUGACCCUGUUGAUGAUACUUACAUGGAAGACCAGCAUACUAGUAUAUUUGAUGAAGUGCGAGAAGAACCCCCAAUUGUUGACUCAUAUAGUCCUCCAGCAUAUGGGCCAUCAUCACAUCAAUCUACAGGGACAUAUGGUUCUCGCGGAACGAAACGUAAGGCUCCAAUGAAUGAUUUUAUGGAAGCUCAAUUGGAUAGAAUGACAAAUAGCAUUGGACUUGUGGCUGAUGCUAUGAAUAACGGUAAUAACAUUUCUGAUCAAUUGCAUGAUGUGGCUAAACAACAAAUAGAAAUAUCUGAACGACAAGUUGCAUCUAUUGAAAAGCGCAAUGAAAUCUUACAAAAUAGCAGACCUCGAGUGUAUACAGGAGCUGAUGUAUGGAACAUGUUGUCUGAGUUGGAUCUGCUUCAGCAAUUUCGUUUGAAAUGCUAUGAAGUUCUUUGCAAUGAUAACAAAAAAAAAAGAGCUGAUUUUUGGUGUGCCCCCUGA